Messenger RNA from Zootoca vivipara (common lizard), 1227 nucleotides. Its product is annotated as leukocyte elastase inhibitor-like. Lineage: Eukaryota; Metazoa; Chordata; Lepidosauria; Squamata; Lacertidae. Gene Ontology annotation, molecular function: serine-type endopeptidase inhibitor activity. Gene Ontology annotation, biological process: negative regulation of endopeptidase activity. The record is from RefSeq and is a predicted model, not a curated record.
AUGCCAGGGGUCUCCGCCUACCCGAGCCUAGCGUCCUAUCCUGCCUGGGGAGAUGUUGCCAGGGGGUGGCCAGAGCUUUCAGAUUUCACAAUGACCACCCUCAGUGAAGCAAAUGCUAAAUUUGCCAUAGACUUUUACCACAGGCUGGUCCAUGAGCACCCAUGUGAAAAUGUCCUAUUUUCUCCCGUGAAUCUCACAGCGGCAGUUGGCCUGCUCUUCUAUGCAUCUGGUUGUGAUACUGCAGCUCAUUUGGAAAAGGUGCCUGAUUAUGAGUGUGAGAAACUCACAGCAGUCCAUACUGCUUUCCACAGAAUCCUUGCAGAACUCAAUAAGCCCAGCACCAACUAUGAGCUGAGCUUCGCCAACCGGCUCUAUGGAGACCAGUCCAUUGCUUUCCUUCAGAAAUUCCUGUACUGUGCUCUGAAACUGUACUUGACCGAGGUGGAUGGAGCUGACAUUUACAAUGCCCCAGAAGAAGUACGGAGGCUGAUAAACCUUUGGGUUGAAGUCCAGACACAUGGUAAAAUCCAGGAUCUUCUCCCGAAGGACAGCUUUGAUUGUCUCGCUCAACUUCUGCACGUGAACGCUCUCUACUUUAAAGGGCAAUGGGAUGUGAAAUUUGACAAAGAACUCACCAGAUUGACUUUCUGUUUUCCUUCAUAUUUCUCACAGGACAUUUGCACAAAUGUGCAGCUGAUGUACCGGAAGGGCCAGUAUAAUAUCGGCACAAUUGAGGAAUGUGGUGUGCAGGUGCUUGAGAUUCCCUACAGAAACAAUGAGCUGAGUUUGUUCAUAUUGCUGCCCAGAGACUGUGACCCUGAAUCUCUUCAACAGCUGGAAGACGGACUUAGCUACGACCAACUGCUCAACUGGUCCUGCAUUCUGAAGCCAGAAGAAGUUGAGGUGGUGAUCCCUAAGUUCAGCUUAGAAAAGAGCGUGGAAGUUAAUGCAUACUUAGACCUGUCACCUCUGACUGAUCCCGAGAAAGCGGAUUUAUCUGGCGCAACCACAACAGAAGGUGUGGCUCUGACUCACCUUGUCCAUGAUACUUUUAUCGAGAUUGACGAGGAGGGCAGUGAAGAAGCAGAGGCCCCCGCUUGCCCAAGGGAUAGGCGUCCACGUCAGGAACCAAAAGCAUUUCUGGCUAACCAUCCUUUCUUGUAUUUUGUCCUGCACAAAUGCACCCAAAGCUUUAUUGCCUUUGGCAAAUUUGCUAGACCAGAAUAA